AAACUUUUAUUACUUUAUAAAUGUUCAACUAAAAUCACGAGUCAAAAAAAAGAUCGGUUAAUUAUUCAAGCGGUUUUACAUCGUCAUGUUAUAGAAACAAUAUUUUCGUAUGCGUUACAUUAUUUUGGACAGACAGAAAAACAUGAAGCAGACAUCGUUAGAAAUGAAACUUUGUUAUCAGAAUUAUUGGCUCAUACCUCUAAAUGUCGUACUGGAGAUGAUGAAAUAACACGUGUUGGACCAACAAAAUUAAGACAACAAAUAUAUUCAAUUCUUAGCAAUCGUGGAUUUGCCAACGUAAUUGAUAACAAAGGUGAACAUGAACAUCCUUUCAUUAGUUCUCGUAAGGAAGAUCUUAACAAAGUUAUGAACCAAUUACGUACUAUCAAAGAUAAUGGAAAAAAAAAUAAUUCUGAAAAUUUGGCGGCGACUAUCAUUCGUGAAGUUGUGAAACUAUUUUGGUUCAGAUUGAAAGUCCAAGAACCUGUCGCCGAGUAUUUCUGGAUCCCAAAUAAUACUAAAGUGGAUCAAACAAUUAUGAAAGCAAACCAACCUGAAAAUGAUGAUGAUGUCGAUACAUACGUCGAUUUAUGUUAUUUCCCUCAAAUUGGAAAAGAUCUCGAUACAAAAGAUCCAAAAACUUACACUCUUGCAAACGUCAUUACACGAAACUUCCAAUACGAUUAUCAAGUUUUAGAGAAUAUUCCACAACAAUCAGAAAAUCAAAAUCAGGAAAAAUCUACUCAUAACGAUAAGCAAACGAUUAGUUUACAAAAACAAAAUCAAGAACCAUCAACUCAUAAGCAAAAAUCCAAUUCACAAAAACAAGAUCAAGAACAAAUUCAAAAGCAAAAAAAUGGGUCUCUAUUUGGUUUUUUGUCGGUUUCAAGGGUUGUCAAUAAGUUCAAAUUUCAAUAGUGCGGCGCAAUAGAAUUUUACUUUUUUUUUGUGUUACUUAUUUUUUAUGUAUGGUAUUUAUAAAUUUAAGCUAUUGAUUAAGAUUUUAGUAAAUAUGUAUUUUAAAUCGAAUAAAAACUCGG
Messenger RNA from Rhizophagus irregularis DAOM 181602=DAOM 197198, 1040 nucleotides. RefSeq lists its product as uncharacterized. NCBI's taxonomy places the organism in Eukaryota, Fungi, Glomeromycota, Glomeromycetes, Glomerales, Glomeraceae. The record is from RefSeq and is a predicted model, not a curated record.